Molecule: messenger RNA, 4728 nt
Organism: Anopheles nili
Lineage: Eukaryota; Metazoa; Arthropoda; Insecta; Diptera; Culicidae
Product: peroxidasin
Exons: 11
Coding region: 1-4728 (1575 amino acids)
Biological process (GO): response to oxidative stress
Molecular function (GO): peroxidase activity; heme binding; protein binding
Source: RefSeq, a predicted model, not a curated record
AUGGGACUGAUUAGCGGCCACGGCAGGCUGUUGCUAAUUGCCACCAUCGCUCUAGCGGCUGGAUCGGUCCAGGGGAUUGGGUGUCCGCAGAAAUGCUCCUGCCAGCAGCGGACGGUCCGGUGCGUCAAGCAGCAACUCGAUAAGGUCCCGGAAAUGCCACCCGAUACGAGCAUAAUAGACCUGCGCUACAAUCACAUUCGCGAGGUACCUACGGGGGCAUUUGACGGGCUCCAGCACCUGCACACGAUUUUCCUCAACGAGAACCAGCUGACGAGAAUCCACUCGGGCGCGUUCCGAGAUCUGCCAUCGCUCAAGUAUCUCUAUCUCAACCGCAACCGCAUCGGUGUGAUUGCCGCCGAUGCAUUCAUCUCCCUAGACCGGCUGCAUAGCAUGUACUUACACUUCAACAACCUCAGCACACUGGAACCGCAAACCUUCACCAACAUGGGCUCGCUGGAGCGGCUGUAUUUGCACGGCAACCAAAUCAGACACAUUCCGGAGGGAAGCUUCGAGCGGUUACCGUCCCUGCGGCGGCUUCGGCUCGACGACAACGCGCUGGAGUGCGACUGCUCGCUCCUUUGGUUUGCUCAGGCGAUGCAGCAACCGAACCGGAAGUCCCUGGUGGCCGGUGCAAACUGCGCUACGCCAGCCGCACUCGAGGGCCAACCAAUUAGCUCGAUUACGGAGGAGGAUUUCCACUGCGCGAAACCGGAAAUUGUCACCCAACCGAGGGACAUCGAGAUAAGCUUCGGGCAGACGGCUGUGUUCAGCUGCAAAACGUCGGGUGACCCCAAGCCGGAAAUUGUGUGGCUGCUGGACGAGGUCCGGAUCCGCCCGGACACGGACGGUCGCAUCACGGUGCUUCCGGACGGGUCGUUACGCAUCGACGAAACGGUACCGGCCGACGCCGGCCAAUACACGUGCACCGCCCGGAACGGCCUCGGAGAGACGCGAUCCCGCACGGCACACCUAGCCGUCAACGACGACGUGGUCGAAAGCGAAGCCGAGGCUCCCAAGUUUCUGCGUACACCCACGGAUCUCCUGGACCUGUUCGAAGGUGAUCCGAUCAUGCUGGACUGCAUCGUCACCGGUGCCCCAACGCCGAGCAUUCUGUGGCGGUUCAACAACGAAAACAUCCAGAACGGACGCGUCAAGCUGUUUGGCAACGGCUCGCUGAUCCUGCCGAUGGCGACGCUUGAUGACGGCGGGAUCUACACCUGCUGUGCCGGGAACGCACUCGGCAACAUAUCGGUGAAUGUGACGGUUGUGGUGAGCGCCCGACCGCAUGCAUCCGCAGCAUCUCUACCGGCGGCAUCCGCAGCGCCCCCGGUCACGACCACCGUGUCACCGCCAAGCAGCGCCACCCCGCUUUCGAAACCCUCUCCAAAGCCUACCGAGCUGAGCAAUACCGUUCCGGUGGACUCCAAUACGGGCGAACCCGAAGCUCCCCCUCGGAUUGUGUUGGGUCCGGAAAAUCAGAACGUUAAAAUCGGCUCCACACUGACGCUGGAGUGCGAAGCGGACGGCAACCCACUGCCGCACAUCUGGUGGAAAAAGGAUGGCCUUCCGGUGAACGAAACGAGCCAGGUGUACUUCAGUGACGAUGCGAUCGAGCUCACCAUCGACCACGCGCAGGAAUCCGACUCAGGUACGUACGUGUGUGUGGCUGAGAACGAGCUGGGUAUCGCCGAGGUCGAGGCAGAAGUGCUCGUCAUCAACGUCGGUCCGCCGCGGUUCCUGUUCGAACCGUACGAUCUGGACGCCAUCGAGGGCACUACCGUCGAGAUGCCGUGCAAGGCAGAGAACGACGAUAUCCUGCAGAUCAAAUGGCAGAAGGAAGGCCGCACAAUAACCCCAAAGGACAAGUACCGUAUAUCAUCCGCCGGUAGUCUGUUCGUCGCCAACGUCACCCAGCUGGACGAAGGCCGGUACGAGUGUUCGCUGCUAAACAAGUACGGUCGAGCCACUGCCAGCGGCAUGCUGACGGUCAAGAAGCGAGUAGAAGCGCUACCAGGCGACCAGUACGUACGCAUUGCCAUCGCUGAGGCGUCUCGAGAGGUGGACACGGCGAUUAAUCAAACCAUCGGGCGCAUGUUUACGACGGGCCGGAACACGUCCGGUCGUUACCAUGACGAUCUGUUCCGCAUCGUACGCUUCCCAACUGGUCCGGCCCGGGAAAUUGCCCGUGCAGCCGAGGUAUACGAACGAGCACUCGUCAUCAUUCGCCGACACGUGGACAGUGGAGCUAACCUGACGACCAACACCACGGACUUCCGUUACCAGGACCUGUUGUCACCGGAGUACCUUGACUUGCUGGAGCAGUUGUCCGGGUGUAUGGCACACCGGGUCACACCGAACUGCUCGGAUCUGUGUUUCCACGCGAAGUAUCGCUCGCUUGAUGGCACGUGCAACAACUACCAGCAUCCUGCCUGGGGUUCUUCGUUGACUGGUUUCCAGCGGUUGCUUCCACCGAUGUAUGAGAACGGCUUCAACAGUCCGAUCGGAUGGAACCGUACGGCGGUGUACGAUGGGUUCGUGAAACCAAGUGCUCGGCUCGUCUCUACCAGUCUCAUUUCGACCAGCUCCGUCACACCGGACGACCGCAUUACACACAUGGUAAUGCAGUGGGGACAGUUCCUUGAUCACGAUCUCGAUCAUGCCAUCCCGUCGGUGACGUCCGAGAGCUGGGACGGCGUAGACUGCAAGAAGACGUGCGAGUACGCGGCCCCCUGUUAUCCGAUCGACAUUCCGACCGGAGAUCCUCGCAUCCGAAACCGACGUUGUAUCGAUUUUGUCCGUUCAAGCGCCGUCUGCGGGUCAGGCAUGACGUCUAUCUUUUUCGGUAGCGUGCAGCCACGCGAGCAGAUCAACCAACUGACGGCGUUCAUCGAUGCAUCGCAGGUGUACGGAUAUACAGAGACGUUCGCGCAGGAACUUCGGAAUCUCACCGCUGACGAGGGUCUGUUACGAGACGGACCACACUUCCCGAACCAAAAGCCACUGUUGCCGUUCUCGGCACCGACGGACGGGAUGGAUUGUCGACGGGAUCUGGAUGAGAGCCAGAUCAACUGCUUUACGGCAGGUGACAUCCGUGUGAACGAGCAGCUCGGUCUCACGUCGAUGCACAUCGUGUGGAUGCGUGAGCAUAACCGGUUGGCGGAUCAACUACGCCGGAUCAACCCGCACUGGGAUGGAGACCGGUUGUACUACGAGAGCCGUAAGAUCGUGGGAGCGAUGAUGCAGCACAUCACCUACGCUCAUUGGCUUCCGCUUGUGAUCGGAGAACAAGGUAUGGCCGAGUUGGGCGAGUACGUCCGGUAUGACCCCACGGUUAAUCCGACCAUCUACAAUGAGUUCGCAACAGCAGCAUUCCGGUUUGGGCACAGUCUCAUUAAUCCGAUGUUGCAUCGGCUAAAUGAGUCGUAUCAGCCGAUCGCGCAGGGCCAUUUGCCGCUUCACAAGGCAUUCUUCGCACCGUGGCGGUUGAUGUACGAGGGUGGCGUUGAUCCGCUAUUGCGCGGCCUGUACAGUGUGCCGGCAAAGCUGAAGAAAUCCGAUCAGAACCUGAACACUGACCUGACAGAGCGCCUAUUCGAGGUAGCUCACGCCGUAGCGCUUGAUCUGGCGGCGAUCAAUAUACAGCGUGCGCGCGAUCACGCCCUGCCCGGAUACAAUGACUACCGGAAGUUGUGCGGAAUGCGUGUCGCGACGAGCUUUGAUGAUCUGCAGGAGGAAAUCCGGGAUGAGAACGUGCGCCGCAAGCUAGAGCAGCUGUAUGGCCACCCGGGCAACAUCGACCUGUGGGUUGGAGGCAUCCUGGAGGAUCAGCUGCCAGGUGCUAAGAUGGGACCAUUGUUCACGUGCAUCCUGGUACGGCAAUUCCGUGCCUUGCGCGAUGGAGAUCGGUUCUGGUAUGAGAACGAGACCUUCAAACCCGAACAGCUGGCCCAAAUCAAGCGGGCUUCACUGGCACGGGUCAUUUGCGACAACGGUGACAACAUCACGACGAUUACCAGCGACGUUUUUGUGCUGCCAGCCAGACAGGGUGGAUACAAGCACUGCGAUGAGGUUCCCCACAUCAACCUAGAGCACUGGGUGGAUUGUGCAGAUUGCUCGCGGCACCAUAAACGUAACGUGGCUCCAGCCGUACGUAGGCGACGAUCGGUGAUCCGCGCGAAACGUGCUCUAACGCCGCAAACCACCGGAAAUCCAGUGGAAGGAGCACGAGCACCCGAAGACGAAGGACACUACGCCCUCAAUGAUAACCAUCUCGAGCGGUUGGACGACGAUGCGUCCUUCGUCGAUGACGACAUGAACGAGGAACGCAUCGAAGGGUUGGAGGCGUUGAUCGAGAGCUUCCAGAAAUCCAUGAAGCAGAUGCGGCGAAAGAUCCGCCGGCUGGAACAGCAAUGUUCAGCCGCGGUUCUGGCGGUGGCCGCCGUCAGUGGCAACACCGGUGUUGGCGUUAAUCCGGCCAAGGGCAAACCACACGGCCACUGCGUGGACAGCAAAGGCAUCAAGCGGUUGAACAACGAGAUCUGGAUGCGGGAUGACUGCACCAAGUGCGAGUGUGAACACCAUCAGAUUAGCUGCGAAACAGAGAAAUGCGCGGAGUUGAUCUGUGAGAACAGUCUCGUGCUAGUGAAGGAACAGGGCAAAUGCUGUCCGGCGUGUGUCGUCUCGGAUGAGGGUGGUACCAUGGCUACCAUCGUGAAUAGUUCCCAGUAA